Messenger RNA from Pyrenophora tritici-repentis Pt-1C-BFP, 423 nucleotides. The record is from RefSeq and is a predicted model, not a curated record. NCBI's taxonomy places the organism in Eukaryota, Fungi, Ascomycota, Dothideomycetes, Pleosporales, Pleosporaceae.
AUGAGACAGCAGUGGGUUACUUGGGAGUACAAUGAGUUCACUGAGAGGCUUGCGGUAGUGAGGGCUAUGUUGGGGGUUGUUGCUGGUGCGGUGGGAGUGUGGGGUUUCUGGUAUGGAGAGAUGGCUGUGGGUGUGAGGGAUGCCGGCUCUAGAGCGAAAUCGAGUCAUAAAGUCGCCCUUGUCUUUUCGGUACUUUCGGUCCUUGGUACUCUUACGUCAGCCAUAUUGUCCUAUAUCUUACAACACUACAUCUUGAAAAAUUGUCAACGACCGGAGACUCUUGACACGUAUAACACGCGCUUCACGUGCAACGGUACGAUGGUUGGCAGCUCCAAUGAUGGUAUUUGGAGUAGUGUUGGUGGCAUGGUGUGCGAUCCAAGUACGUGCUGCGAAGCGGCGGGCAGCGGCGGAGAGAUGUGCUGA